ACACGGAACAUUUUUCGUGACCACUUUCAAUCUACACAUUUAAGUCUCCUUAUUCUUACUUCAUGAUUUGCAUCUGCCGGCUGAAUCUGUUCCGAAAGCUCCGACAGCAUGAAGGAAGGGUACUCGGUGCUUCCGCAGAAAUUUGGCGGGGGACCGAAGGGACUAGGUGAUCCUAGUGACAAAAGUUUAAGGAAGGUAGAGAAAAAUGUGUUGGUACCCAAGUUGAUGCGAGAGAGAAUCAAAUCCGAAAAGUGUGUCAACGAGGUCAAAGAAUUCCACGAUUGCUGUCUCAAUUCUGGUCUACUGAAUGUCAUAAAGUGUAGGAAAGAAAAUGAUAAGAUGAUAGCUUGCAUGAAAGAGUGGUUCUUCAAUCAAGACUUUAUUAAAGAAUGUACAGAGCAGUAUCUGGAGGAAAGGAGUGAAUUUAGAAGGACUGGUAUUCCUAAAAAGCAAAGAAGCAUUAGACUGGAGAGCUCAUCAAUGUGAACAUAUAGAUAACGAAUCAGCAAUUGUACAAAGAGAUUAUCGAUAUUGUGUACAUUUUUCACUUAGCUUUUUAGAUAUAGCAUAUGCGAUUGAUCUACCAACAAUUCUACCUGCAGUAAAAAAAAAUGAAAAUGGAUUAUUGGAAGUUAAAAUUAUAUUGAUUUUGAUUCUUGCAUUGUUGAAUUCACAUUGUAGUUGAAUGUCUACAUGGUAAACUGUUUUAAAUUGUUGCUUUCUAUUGCUUCUACUUGUUGUGUGACAUUGUAAAAUAGUAUUCUAUAUAUGUGCCAUUGUAGCAUAAAAUGAUCAAAAUAUUCUCAAGGAGUACAUGAUAAACAUCUAAUAAUGGUACUUUGUAGGAACAAAGAUUUAUAAAUAUAUAAUAAAAAAACAAUAUAGACAUUUGACUACAGAACUGGCAGAUGUUUUAAAUAAAAACUUGUUUAAAAAAUUGCAGUCAGAAUUUAAUUCCUAUAUUCUUGCAGAUUUUAAACUGCUGACUCCGUUUAA
Molecule: messenger RNA, 996 nt
Organism: Mycetomoellerius zeteki
Lineage: Eukaryota; Metazoa; Arthropoda; Insecta; Hymenoptera; Formicidae
Product: COX assembly mitochondrial protein homolog
Exons: 3
Coding region: 109-486 (125 amino acids)
Cellular component (GO): mitochondrion
Source: RefSeq, a predicted model, not a curated record